Messenger RNA from Macadamia integrifolia, 922 nucleotides. Its product is annotated as probable cinnamyl alcohol dehydrogenase 6. Lineage: Eukaryota; Viridiplantae; Streptophyta; Magnoliopsida; Proteales; Proteaceae. Gene Ontology annotation, biological process: lignin biosynthetic process. Gene Ontology annotation, molecular function: cinnamyl-alcohol dehydrogenase activity; zinc ion binding. The record is from RefSeq and is a predicted model, not a curated record.
GCAGACUCCCAAUUCGUAGCUCGCCCUAUAAAAGGGCUAACGUGAAGAACGAAAAUUCCCGUGGAACCUUAUCAAAGAAGGGAACCAAAGUACCAAAGUACCAAAGUACCCAAGAAGCAAACAUCUCUCUCUCUCUGUCUCUCUCUCUCUGUCUCUCUCUCUCUCUCUGAGGCUGGGGAUCGAUUUUGGCCGCGAGAUGACACAGACAACUCCAAAUCACACACAGACAGUCGCCGGUUGGGCGGCCCACGACUCCACCGGGAAGAUGAGCGCUUUUAUUUUCAAAAGAAGAGAAAACGGGGAGAACGAUGUGACCAUAAAGAUACUGUAUUGUGGGAUGUGCCACACCGAUCUCCAUUAUAUUAGAAACGACUGGGGAAUCACUCUAUACCCUGUUGUCCCUGGGCAUGAAAUAACGGGAGUGAUAACGAAGGUAGGAGGGAAAGUGAAAGGGUUCAAGAUGGGAGACAGAGUAGGAGUGGGAUGCUUGGCGGCGUCCUGCCUGGAUUGCGAAUUCUGCAAGGACUCGCAGGAAAACUAUUGCCCAAACCUUCAGUUCACUUACAAUGGCAUCUUCUGGGAUGGAAGCAUUACCUACGGUGGCUACUCUCAAAUGCUCGUUGCUGACCACAGGUAUGUGGUGCACGUGCCGGACAACUUGCCGAUGGACGCCGCAGCGCCACUAUUGUGUGCAGGGAUAACAGUGUUCAGCCCCAUGAAGGAGCAUAACUUGUUGCAGUCCCCUGGGAAGAAACUCGGAGUGGUAGGCCUCGGAGGUCUUGGCCAUGUCGCCGUUAAGUUCGGUAAAGCGUUUGGUCUCCAUGUCACAGUCAUUAGCACCUCUCCCUCCAAAGAAAAGGAGGCUAAAUCACGACUUGGUGCCGAUGCCUUCCUUGUCAGCUCUGACUCUACACAAAUGGAG